Molecule: messenger RNA, 1119 nt
Organism: Dalotia coriaria
Lineage: Eukaryota; Metazoa; Arthropoda; Insecta; Coleoptera; Staphylinidae
Gene: Xrcc2
Product: X-ray repair cross complementing 2
Exons: 2
Coding region: 162-962 (266 amino acids)
Biological process (GO): double-strand break repair via homologous recombination; DNA strand invasion
Cellular component (GO): centrosome; replication fork; Rad51B-Rad51C-Rad51D-XRCC2 complex
Molecular function (GO): four-way junction DNA binding
Source: RefSeq, a predicted model, not a curated record
CUGGUCAUUAGCACCUGUGCCGCCUUGUCUUCCGUGCUCCCCACGCUCCCCACCCUCAGCGCUGCCGCUGAAGAAGCAUUCACAUUCAACAGGGUGUAACAACAAAAAUUAGAAAGAAAUUAGUUAUUUGUGAAUAUUAAAACUUCCAAUUCGAAUUCAAAAUGAGUAAAACCACUUCAAAUGUUAAAACUGAAACUGGCUAUCAACUCUUCAACAGAAUUCAUCUUCGACCUCGACUUGAUAAGUUACACUCAGCAAUUUUUACAAAUGGCCCAGCACCAAACAAAGUUAUUCAAAUCACUGGAGCUCCAAAUACAGGAAAGUCAAUGCUUAUUGCUGAAUUAAUAGUUAAUACAAUUUUACCUAAAAAAUUAUCUGAAGAAUUUAAAGAAUGCAGUGCAGUAUUAAUAAACACUGAUCAUCAAAUAUCAAUAAUACAAAUAAUUCAAAUAGCUGAGAGAAAAUUGUCAAUGUUAAACAUUCCAACUGAACUGCAUCAGGGAUUAGUUAGAACAUCACUGAAAAAGUUAACUAUUCUAAAUUGUUAUUGCAUCAGACAGUUGGAAGUUACAAUACUCAACUUGGAACACAUUUUAUCUCAGAACAUUGAUAUUGCACUGCUGGCAAUUGAUAGUUUGUCAGCUCAUUAUUGGUAUGAAAGAUAUGCAGCCACAUUUAAGAAUGAAAAUGAAUUAUAUAGUGUUAAUAAACACUGUGUGCAUUUGUUGAAAUCUUUAAAAGCUAUCAUUGAAGAUAGACACAUUGUUACAGUGUUUAGUAAAUAUGAAACUGAUUCAAGUCUAACAACAAUGAUAGAUUACACUGUGACAUUGAAAAAAGUCGAUUUUAAAAAUGAAGAAAAUAAGAAUCAGUUUUUGUUAGAAUGUUAUGACCAUGAAAAACAAACGAAAGUUGUAAAAUGUUAUGAAAUGGAGACACUCAUGUUGUUUCAAAUUGCAUGAUUGUAUGUACUACAUAUAACCUAUGUAAAAUAUGGUGUUUUCGCCGAUAAAAAACCUUUGAUGCGUACAAUUUAAUCAUUACUCAAACAUUUAUUGCAGCCAUUUUGUAUGUACAAAUACUUUAAUCAACGCUAAAUAAACGAGUGUGCCAACGGGA